CUCGCGAUGAGGCGGCAGUACUGCAAUUGAUGUACAUAUGCAAGUAGAGUUCGCUACUAGCGUACAGUGCGUAUGUAUGUACAUAUGUGUACAUAUGACAAUGUACAUCAUAGAUCUGAUGCUAGAAUGCCAGGACCAGGACGCUCAGGGACACUCAUGAAUCUUAUGUACACGCACGUGAAUCUUUCCUACUCCCAUUAAAAUAAUUUAAAUUUACCGCCAUAUUAUCAAUAAGUGGCACGAUCUAUCACCGACCUAUCACAAUGAAGCGUCAAAUAAUUUAAAAUUGAUUGAAAGGCUACCUAAACAUAAACAACAUGGCAGAUAAGACGGAGGCAAUAAUACACGUAAAAAAUAGAAGCUAAUGAAUCGAUAUUUCAACUAUGCGCCGUCGCAAUAUUCUUUUGUGCGAUUAGGUGUUUAGCUUUUACGAUUACACCGUUAAAAAUUUUUACCAUUAAAAAUAUGUCGACUGAGAAGGUUCUGUACCAACUAUAUCAACCUCAUGGAUCUGGUACAGUGUUUAUCUCUUGGCGACCAGGCAAUAGUACCCAUUUAGCAACCACGGGCUAUGAUUCCUCAGUUGCAAUUUUCGAUAGACAAGGUGAUCUGCAAGAGCGCAUUCACAUUUCUGGUUUGUGUAAUGGAUUUGGAUGGGAUUCUGAUGGAGAUCUAUUGGCUGUUAUAUCACAAAAUUCUUCUGCUAUUGUAUUAUGGGAUGCUACAACUGGAAAAAAAUGUCAAAUAGACGCUGGUGUAAGGGACAGCUUGACAUGUAUAAUGUGGGCAAAGAGGACUUGCUUAUUAGCUGUAGGGACACAGAAAGGAAAUUUAGUUCUUUAUGACCAUAUAAAUGCCAAACGGACACCGAUUCUAGGAAAACAUAAAAAACGUAUAACAUGUGGUGCUUGGUCUUAUGAAGGACUUCUGGCUCUUGCCAGUGAAGACAAAGCUUUAACUAUUAGUACAAGCGAUGGAGAUACACGUCGUGAAAUCCCUCUCCAGGGUGAUCCAUCAGACAUUCAGUUCAAUGAAAUGAAGAUGGAUCACAGAAUCGGGGGUGAAAAUACAAUAUCCCUUGUUAUUAACAAAACCACUUUAUUCUUGUACAAUAUUUUGGAUCCAGAAAACCCCAUUGAACUAGCUUUUCAGAAACGCUAUGGUUCUAUUGUUACAUAUAAAUGGUAUGGAGAUGGUUAUAUCUUAGUAGGUUUCGAAACUGGAUAUUUUACAGCAAUUUCCACGCAUAUAAAAGAAGUAGGACAAGAGCUAUUUCAAGUUAAAAAUCACAAAGAUUCGUUAACCGAUUUGGCUAUAAGUCAAACAAUAGGAAAGAUCGCAACGUGCGGUAGUAACAUCAUAAAGAUACAUAAUUUACAGAAUUUAGAAGAAACUGAAAAAUUAAUAACCGUCAGCAACGAAACAGGAAUUAGUAAAAUUGAAUGGUCCAUGGAUGGAUCCAUGAUAGCAACUGUGACUUACUCCGGAAAUGUGUUAGUCUAUUUAAUACAAAUUCCAAAACUGUUUAGCGUUUGCGGUAAUAAAAUUGCAUUGCUUACUAGUUUGACUGAAGUAGCUGUACAUCUCUAUACCUUAGACAAGGAUAAGUCAGAACCCAUAAUGAUUAAUACCAUCAUAGAACCGUCAGUAUUGGCAAUAGGCCCAACGCAUGUAGCAGUGGGUUUAAAUAAUAGAGCACUGCUUUGGGACAUAUCGGAAAAUCCGUACGACACUACAGUACACGUUGAAAGGGAUUAUCUUGCAACUAUAGACAGUAUACGACUGAAUGAGACCUACGUCUCUGUUUUAUUUGAUGGAAAAUUACAGUUGCACUCGAUAAAAGUAAAUCAAUCGCUAACCAAGGAGGGAAGAGACACAAAAAUGUUUCCAGAUUUAAAUGAUUCGGAUUGCAGAAUAACAUGCCAUGCCCUUAGUUCGGACUUUUUAGUCUAUGGAAAUGAUAUGGGUCACAUAAUCUACUUUUGUCUGGAACUUUUCAAUCAGUGCACAGAGCAUAUACACAAUAACGGUAUAAAGGAGAUUUAUUUAGACGCAAACGGGACACAAUUGUGUUUCAUAGAUAAUAAAUCCGACGCUUACAUGUAUAAUCCUAUGCAAGAGAUUGUUUUUCAAAUUCCCGAUUGUCCGGAUUGUAUGCAAGGAAUAAUAUGGGAUCAGAAUAUUUUAGAACGCAAUAUAUUUGCCGUAUACAAUAAAAACAUUCUCAUCACGUACAUAUUUAUAAAAUAUUUCAUCGAAGGUACAAAAAUUGAGAAGAUAAAUACAACGAAGUUGCCAUCCGAAACGAUACCAUUGUUAUUAUACUCUGGUGAAUUAACAUUAAGUUCGAUAAGUAAUAAACUGAUUCAAAUCACGUUAUCUUCUCACGAAGAAGCAGGAAAUAUUGUAGAGCCAACGAAACUGAAAGAAGUUUUAGAAAAUCAAAUUUCAUGUAGACGAUUUGAGCAAGCGUGGAACACUUGCGAAAAGAUUAAUGAAAAAGAAUCGUGGCUAAAAUUGGGAGAAAGCUCGAUUGCAAAUUUGAACAUUGAUUUCGCAAUACGAGUUUAUCGACAUAUAGAAGUUGCCUCGAUGGUGUGGGCAUUACAAAACAUGGAGAACAUAGAUGAAUUGCCAUUACUAUCUGGUCACGCGUGCAUUUUACUAGACGACUAUAAUCAGGCAGAAAAGUUUUUCCUACAAUCUACUGAGCCAGUACAAGCAUUAUAUCUAAGAAGAGAUUUGAUGCAAUGGGAACAAGCAUUGAACUUAGCGCAAAAGCUCAAACCCGAUGAAAUUCCUUAUAUCGCUAGGGAAUACGCCCAACAAUUGGAAUUUACGGGAAAUUAUCCUAAAGCAUUAUCGAACUAUGAACGAGGAUUGGUAGAUACAAAUAGCUCAUCGCUUAUGACUGCUUAUAAUCCACAUCAUCGCAACUUGUGUCUUGCCGGGAUUGCCAGGAUGUCUAUUCGAUGCGGAGAUAGUAGAAAGGGUGUGAGCAUAGCUAUAGACAAUGAGAGUUCAAGACAGUUGCGAAAGGAAUGUGCAGAAAUAUUGGAAUCAAUGAAGCAAUUCAGUGAAGCAGCACUGCUGUAUGAGAAAGCUGAGUACUUCGACAAAGCAGCAUCCGCAUAUAUAAAACUAAAGAAUUGGCAGAAGGUGGGGCAACUGUUGCCACAGAUAUCAUCUGCCAAAAUUAACAUACAGUAUGCUAAAGCUAAGGAAGCUGAAGGCAAAUACGAGGAAGCAGCCAAGGCAUACGAGACCGCGAAAGAUUUUGAAAACAUAAUUAAGAUUAAUCUGGAACAUUUGAACAAUCCUGCACGAAGCGUGGAGGUAGUGCAACAAACGAAAAGCGUGGAAGGCGCAAAAAUGGUAGCGAAAUAUUUUCAGAAAAUGAACGACUAUAAUUCAGCGAUCAAGUUUUUGAUUUUAUCGAAUUGCCACGACGAGGCUUUCCAAUUAGCCAAUCAACAUGGAAAAAUGGAAUUGUAUGGAGAAAUUCUGAUAAACACGGUCGACGAUGACAAUGCGCGAAAGGAAGAUUUUAAAAGCUUAGCCAUGCACUUUGAAUCUCAGAAAAACAAUUUGUUGGCAGGAAAAUAUUAUUUUCAUGCGAAGGAAUAUCAAAAGGCGUUACGACAUUUGUUGAAAGCUGCUCAAUUAAUGGCAGACGAAAACGAAGUUUUGUCAUUAGCUAUCGACACAGUUGCUUCUUCGAAAGAUGAUAAACUAUCAAAUCAAAUGAUAGACUUUUUAUUAGGCGGAGAUGGAUUGCCAAAGGAUCCUAAAUACUUGUUCCGAUUGUACAUGGCUAUAAAACAAUAUAGGGAUGCUGCAAAAACAGCAAUUAUAAUAGCGAACGAAGAACAAAUUAAUGGAAAUUACAGGAAUGCACACGAUGUAUUGUUUAGUAUGUAUCAAGAAUUGAAGAGAAACAAGAUUACUAUACCAUUAGAAAUGCAGAAUAAUUUGAGACUUUUACAUUCAUAUAUUCUGGUUCGGCUGCACGUAAAGAAAAGCGAUCAUUUGCGUGGUGCUCGCAUGUUGAUAAGAGUAGCCAAUAAUAUUUCAAAGUUUCCAUCACAUAUUGUUCCAAUAUUGACGUCUACCGUAAUAGAAUGUCAAAGAGCAGGAUUAAAGAAUGCGGCAUUCAAUUUUGCUGCCAUGUUAAUGCGUCCCGAGUACAGGAAUCAAAUUGAUGCUAAGUAUAGUAAAAAAAUUGAAGCAAUCGUUAGAAAACCACCGAGAUCGAAAGAUAACGAGGACGAAGAUGAACCUCUAACUCCAUGUCCAUAUUGCAAGAGUAAACUUACCGAGACUGAGAUCACCUGUGAUAAAUGCAAAAACACGAUACCUUUUUGUAUAGCUACAGGACGACAUAUAGUCGAGCAUGACUUCACUGCGUGUCCUCAAUGUGAUUUCCCUGCCAUAAAAAGCGAAUUUUUAAGAAUAAUUGAGACCGAAGGAGUAUGCCCGAUGUGUUCGGAAAAAGUAGAUGUUAACAUGGUCUCCUCCUCUCUAAACAUUCGUCCCUAUCUGGAUUUUCAAGAUGAGAAAGCUUCGUCGUAAACGUUACCGCUUGUAAUUUCAUUUACAACGGAUUCGGAGCAACACUUCUAGAAUAAUAUUUUGGUCCUUUUUUUAUAAGAGUAUAUCAUGCAUUUUACAUGAACUAGAUAGGUGUAACUCAGUACAAGUGUUUACAAUAUAAGUAUUGAAUUAGCCUUAUAAAAUGGUGCCGUCCAAUAUAAGUACAACGCAAUUAAGUACAAGUAGUUUAUUACAUAUAUUGUACACGGAGUUGGGCAUUGGGCAAUAACUAAUUAAAAUUUCUAAUGCGUUUAAUGUUUAUAAUUGAAAAGAAUUAAUCAUGAUUAAAUCGACGAUUAAAUAACUAAUUUAAUCAUAAAUCAAAUUGAUGUUUAAAUGUCUAUUUGAAUUGUAAUUGUAAAUCGUUAACUGCAUUAAUCAUUUCCCAACUCCAAUUGUAGACUAACUAUGCAGAUUAUAUACAAGUCAACUAGAGCACGCAUUGUAGGGGUGUAAUAUGUUGAUAGCGUCUUCAAUAAACUAGUCUCAAGCAA
Messenger RNA from Megalopta genalis, 5087 nucleotides. It is a transcript of the gene Oseg6, whose product is annotated as intraflagellar transport protein Oseg6. The record is from RefSeq and is a predicted model, not a curated record. NCBI's taxonomy places the organism in Eukaryota, Metazoa, Arthropoda, Insecta, Hymenoptera, Halictidae. Gene Ontology annotation, molecular function: protein binding. Gene Ontology annotation, biological process: intraciliary retrograde transport; cilium assembly. Gene Ontology annotation, cellular component: cilium; intraciliary transport particle A.